AUGCAGAUACUCCAGACUUUAAGCCAAACCAGCCUUGAUGUCCACAUACUAUGGACAUCGGUGUUUCUACGCAUGGCCUCAUACAGCCUCACCAACCAAGUGCUCACACUAUUCCUCAAACAGUGCCAGAUCUCCGAGCUGCAAAUCGGCUGGUUCAUGACGUUGACGCUAGUAGGAGACACCGUCAUCUCCUAUGUGCUAACAUGGAACGCCGAUAUUUUGGGACGUCGCAACAUUAUGAUUGUGGGGUCGCUAAUGAUGUUGGUGUCGGGUUUAGUAUUUGCUACAUCUACAAAUUUCACGGUGUUGCUCGUUGCGGCGAUUUUGGGGGUGGUUUCGCCGAGUGGCGAUGAGACUGGUCCUUUCAAGACUGUGGAAGAAGCAAGUAUCGCUCACUUGACCCCCGCUGGCUACAGACCGGAGGUAUUUGCCAUAUAUGGCGUGUUUGCGACUACGGGCGCGGCCUUGGGCAGCUUGGUGUGUGGAUUCGUGGUUGAUUAUUUGCACCAGCAGCUAGAGUUUGAGUUGGUUCGGUGUUACCAGGUUGUGUUUUACGUUUAUGCUGCGGUGGCCAUGGUGAAGUUUGCCAUUAUGUGGUGCUUGUCUAGCAAAUGCGAAAUCUACCUGGACAACUCCCCCGUGGAUGAAACCUCAACACUAAUAGAAGGAGAACUACAGGAAGAGGAAGAAGAAGAGGACGAAGACGAAGCUCCGCUUAAGCGAGGAGGACACCUCUCACCACAGACCAGACACUACCUUUCCAAGCUCAUGGUGAUAUUCAUGUUGGAUUCAUUAGGCUACGGAUUCAUGCCCUCGGCAUGGAUAGUCUACUACCUCAAAUUGACAUUCAAACUCAGCGCCGCCGUGCUCGGUACCUUGUUCUUUGUGACAAACUCCCUAGAUGCAAUCUCGCUUCUUCCCUCGGCGUACUUGGCGAAAAAAUGGGGUCCCGUCAAAGCCAUGCUAUUCACGCAAGCACCCUCGGCCAUCUUGUUUGCGCUCAUCACUUACUGCCAUUCCUUCCCCCUCGUUGCAAUAUUGCUCGUGCUAUAUUCGCCCAUGUCGACGAUGGACGUGGUGCCGCGCCAAGUUUUGCUCACUUCCAUCAUGCCCAAACAGGACAUCACCAAAGUCAUGGGCACGGUGAAUAUCGGCAAAACCAUGGCGCGGUGCGUGGGGCCCAUCAUAACUGGCAAAUUGGCCGAGCACAACAGGCUCAACUUGGGGUUCUUGAUCAACUGCGUGUGUCUCAUCUUGGCCGACACGGUGCUAGCUAUAAAUUUCAUCCACUUGGAUCAUGAGAUCAUCCAAACCCAACGCAUAGAUUCGUAA
This is a messenger RNA of Lodderomyces beijingensis, 1332 nucleotides long. The record is from the annotation of a GenBank genome assembly. NCBI's taxonomy places the organism in Eukaryota, Fungi, Ascomycota, Pichiomycetes, Serinales, Debaryomycetaceae.